UAACUCGCGGGUUCGUCUGAGCUGGGGUCGUUCCCAGAACAACUCCGGACCUGCCGGUAGCCCGUACCGUCCGGCCCCCCCUCCUCCCCCCAUGUACCCCUCAAUGGGUAUGCCCCCUGCCCAUCAGUAUGGUGGCUUCGCACCCAUGAAGUGAGAGCGUUCCUUUUGUUGUUGAAAGCACUAGCAGGAGUUUUGCGUCAUUUCAAUGAUGGGUCUUGUGUCAUACUAAGCUUUGCUUUUCGUCUCCUCCGAAGACUCUCUCUAUAGCUCUGGAUGGGCAUUUUCUCCUGUGCUACGCAUUUCCUUCCGUGUGAGCGCUUUCAGUUUAGCAAGAUAUGGGCUCCUAUUCUAACUGAUCUUUUAUCUUUUCCCUAUUCCAAAUUCCCCCUCCCCAUUUGCCCCUUCCCCCUUCAUUUUCCUUUGUUCUUAACUUCUCUUUUCUAUGCCUUUUCCCUUUCUAUGUUGUCGGCCCUUGAUCUUUUUCUUCUUCUACACGCUGCGUAUAAUGGUGAACAAGUCUAUUUAUGCGCUGUUUUUACUUCUUCUCUUCUACACCUUGGGCAGGCAAUCUGCAAAAAGUUUCAUCUUUUCAUCCCCAUUUUCAUGAAGCAGCCAAGUUGAGUCAUGUUCCAUCCGAGGAUGCUACGUCAUGCUUUUUGCUAGACUU
Molecule: messenger RNA, 667 nt
Organism: Penicilliopsis zonata CBS 506.65
Lineage: Eukaryota; Fungi; Ascomycota; Eurotiomycetes; Eurotiales; Aspergillaceae
Exons: 2
Coding region: 274-621 (115 amino acids)
Source: RefSeq, a predicted model, not a curated record